UAAACAAGCCAGCGAUGACAACCAAGCGCGCCAUCUUCAGCCCGUAGAAGAUGUGCGAUUGCUUGGGCCUCUCCGGCAACGGUCGGUUUACUGUCGGCAGUCUGUGAGGUACGAUACGUUGGUUUACAUAACAGCGGCAACAUGAAACAUAUCAAAUAAAUAGAAAGGAUCAUGAGCGAUUGACGCGUAAACAUUCGUUGCGUUGCAAGAAGUUAAUUGACUGAGACCGUCCGGCCCUGUGCAUUACUUACUGCAUUAGGCCCCUAGCUAGAUUACUUGGUAGAUAUAAACCACGGUUAUCGUCAGACCAGCAGUAGCCUGUAGAUUAGCGCUGUAGACUUCCAAACCAUGCAGUAGUUUUUUCACGUGCAUGGCAGCAUCUGCAGCAGCCGCAGCAGGUGGAGCAGCAGUAGUCAACAUGGAGAUGGAACUGCAGAAUGUACAGCAGGGGUGGAAAAAGGAAGGGCGCAAGACCGUCGACAAGGGAGGGAACCAGAGACCAUCCAAGAAGGACUUCCAACCUCUGGAUCAGCAUGAAGAGGUUGAGGCCACUGGCUUCACUGCCGAUUCAGGAGAUAAUGGGCUUGGAAUCUGCGUCUAUUUGCUGAUGUUCUUUUCCUACUUUAUUGUUCUCUUCACACUCCCUGUGUCACUAUUCUUCUGUCUGAAGGUUGUUGCCGAGUAUGAGCGAGCUGUUAUAUUCCGCAUGGGUCGUCUGUUGCCGGGUGGUGCCAAAGGACCUGGUAUAUUCUUCAUACUUCCCUGUAUUGAUAACUAUGUCAAAGUGGACUUGAGAACAAUAUCAUUUGAUGUUCCCCCUCAAGAGAUUCUGUCCAAAGACAGUGUAACCGUUGCCGUGGAUGCGGUUGUCUACUAUAGAGUUUACAAUCCCACAAUCUCUAUCACCAAUGUGGAAGACGCACAACGAUCCACUAGGCUGCUAGCCGCUACAACGCUAAGGAACGUCCUGGGGACUAAGACACUGGGAGAGAUGUUGAUCGAUCGAGACAUCAUCAGCAGCCAGAUGCAGUCCGUCCUGGAUGAAGCUACAGACCCUUGGGGGGUCAAGGUGGAACGAGUUGAGAUUAAGGAUGUUCGCUUGCCAGUUCAGCUACAGAGAGCAAUGGCAGCAGAGGCAGAGGCUGCGAGAGAGGCCAGAGCAAAGGUUGUGGCUGCUGAGGGGGAACAGAAUGCAUCUCGGGCCCUCAAGGAAGCAGCUGAUGUCCUGGCCGAAUCCCCUUCUGCUCUCCAACUGAGGUAUCUCCAGACCUUGAACACCAUCUCGGCCGAGAAGAACUCCACCAUUAUCUUCCCACUCCCCAUCGACUUGCUGACCGGAUUUCUGGGGGCCGGUCGUCGGAAGUCAGCCUCCUCCCCGCUGGGGUCACAGCAGGGGUCGAGACCUGGCUCCAGACGGAAGAAGCGAGAGCUGGAAAUUGAUGAGGAUUUAGACGGUGAACCCACGACAGUUUAGAGCAUUCAAAGUUGAGACAGUUUAAUCAAAGGUUGUUGUGUGUGACAGACUUUUCCACUACACAAACAGACCAGUGUAAUGCAGUACGUAUCUUUGUGGAAGACACAGUUUGGGCUGUUUCACAGAUAGGAUCAUCUUUGCAAAUUCUGAAGAAAAUGCACUUGAAUCGUACUUUUAACAUACUGUUUGGGAACUCAUUUGCAUGACUUGUGCUGUUACAAAUAGUCCGUUUGCGUCUGCUAAAACAAGUGACCUGUAGUGAGCAUUUGGCCUGAUCACUUCAUUACAGUUUAUGCAUCUGAUAGUUGGCCUUAUUCACAAGGCAGCUAUAUUGAAUUGAAAACAAGGUGAACUUUAUUUUAGGAACCUGACAAGAAAAAUGAAAGCAGUGACAUAAAUGUUCAUUUCAACUUGAUGGCAGUACACGUUGAUGGAUAAAUUUAAAUAUGUGGUUAAAUAUAUCGAACUGUUUUAAGCCACAUUUUAAAAAAAUGAAAAUGAAGCCUGAAACCCAAAAUAGUCUGGCACCACCCAAUACUACGGAUUAAGUUAAAUAAUAUAAAUUCAGGGAACAUGAUUAUAAAAUGGCUUCCCCAUGAAUAAGGUCUGUUGCUGUAUUUUGCAAAGAUGGUCACGCCCUCACCUUCUGUGAUACCAGCUUUACCUAGGUGACAAAUUGACAUUUCUAACACCCUUGUUGCAAUUGCAAGGGAUUAUAUUCAUUUCGAUGAUACAACUGUUGCCCGUUGAUGAAGUAUUUUAAGGAUGAGAUCAUAUUAAUUUGGUCUUUAGUAGGAAGUGCUGACAUUUUGUUUGUACUUACAGGAUUUGGAUUGUAAAUGGUCAGUAGUUCUUUAUUUCAGAUUCAGUGACAUCUAUGUUUGGGCCUUAGGAAUUUUUUUCUCCAUUUAGUUUCUAAGAUGAAAGUUGUGAUUGAUACUACAAAGGCAUUAUUUUCUGUCGGAGUUAAGAGAAUUUUCUACAUAAUCGACUGACUUGGAAAAUCAUUGUUAAACAGGUAAUCAAUCAAUUUAAGGUAAAUUCCUUUCAGUAAAAUAAGGACAGUUGAAGAAUGUAAAUAAAGUCUUUGGAGGCAAACCUAGAGUAAGAUUCAAUCUUUUGAUUGAUUUGGUAAACAGUGGAAACUGUAAAAUGUUAGUGUUGGGACAAAUUUUUAAAAAAUUCUCCAAAAGGUUUUAAUUUUACAUUGUUCUUAAGAACAAGAUGGGCGAUACGGUUUUCAAUACUUUGAUUUAGUCACCAUGGCUACUCUUUUGUACAUUAUACUAUAGGUAUAUUACAAAUAUUCUAUCAGUGUUUAGCUUAUAGAGAUAAUAUUGUACUUGUGUGCUAUAUCUGAAAUAUAAUUCUGACACUCAAAGUAUUUAAGCCUUUUAUCAUUUUUGAAAAUUGAAUGGUGAUGAAAUAUGACUGGAGAUUUUGACCUUGGGUAAAAAAAAGAAAUGUUGAAAUGAGAAAAGUGACUCCCGUAAGGGGCCAGUAAAGUGCCAACUACAAGUCCUGAAUGUGGAUUUUGCAUUUACAUGUUGUUUAUGCUAUUAAUGCUGUUUAUUCAAUUGUAUUCAAUCACCAAACACACUGAAUUACAAAAGUAAUGACCAGCUUGACGAUCAAAGUAUUCGGCCAAAUGCAAGCAUUGGGCAAAUUUAGGUCUGGACUUUUUUCCUGCCUGACUUAUGGACAAGCUCAGAGAAGUACUCAAUAACUACCUGUUGGUUCUUUCUUUUCACCCCCAAAAAGGCACCCAAACAGAAAUCCUUAACAUGUCAACUUGUCUGCUCCUUUUUUGUGAAGUUUUUCCUGAAACAGACGACAAAGAUGCUUUGUGUUUUCCUCAAUGCAUGGUCCUUUAUUAUAUCAGCUUUUCUACCGUAUUGUACUGUUUUUAAAAUUCACCCACCACAGACUGAAUUAUUUAAAAGCUUAGAUUUAAGAGUUCAUAAGGUUAGGGUAAAAUGUUACCUUUAAGUUAUUUUGUCGAACCUGAAAGAAGUUCAAACAGUCUCUGUGUAAUCCUGCCAACUUAAUUGCAAGCUUUUUAUUGGGGAACAUGUAUAUAAAAGUGUAAAUACUUCUCUGUUUUACUUGUAUGUGUUAAUGAGCAGUGCUUAUUCUUAUCAGAUCCACUUUAAAGCCAUUUUAAAUGCUACCUACUAGUUCUAAUAUUUAUCAUCAUUCUUGAAAUAGUUGUUUCCAUUGGUCCUGCCCUAUUUAAAACAAGCAAGCAAUGUUAAUUUAUUUCUUGGGAAAUAUGAGAUUUGGUUUGAGUUUAAUUUUCGGCUAUUUUUGUAUGUUUCAACAAUCCCAAAGCCUGUGUAAACUUAGCAUAAAUGAAGGUUUUUUGUUUGUUUUUGAUUUUUUUUUCCAUUUCUAGUUCAAAUUCCACCUGCACUCGGGAUUUUUGUUCGUCCUCAUUGUGGUAGCCCUCAGCAAAAACCUUCUGACGUUGCCCCCUUUUACAAAAGUUCAAAUUCCUGACUGACUUCCAAAUCAAAGGACUCUUGGCUACUUUUGCUUGUGGUCCUGAAAAUCAGUCAUGAGGAUCUGUGGAUAUAUGCCACAGAAUAUAUAACUGUCAAAUAUUAACUUACCUGCUAAAGACAGGUAAUGUUUUGUUGCAAAAUUAGAAUCAUACGUAACAUAUAGGCACUGUGUCUAUAAAAUUAAGUUCCCCUGCUGAAAUCGUGUAGGCUCUGGGCUCUUAAAAGUUUUUGAGAUAUGGUAUUAAUUUUAGGAUUUCCUAUUUUUUAGGCUCCUUGUUGUGAAAAAAAGUCGAGCACUUCGUAACCGUAAAACCAUCUAAAGAGACAAUGUAUGAUUUGUUCCCCAACCUUUGGGAGCCAUUUGGCAGCAAUAAAAAUACAUAAUAGUCACUUCCCUCAAUUUUUUACUAGCAUAACACUUAUAAAACGGUGGAUAUAAUAUUUGCAUAAAAAUAUAGCGCGUUCUACAAAGGAGAUUUCUAGUACUUUUUUCUUAGUGCAAUAUUCACCAUAGACAGUGCUUUUCUAUUUAUUAUUCUCUAUUUAUUGAUAAGAUUAUCUAAAAAUGGCUACGACUAUAAGGUGUAUACGCAAUGUUAUAAAGAGUGUAUUAAAGUUCUUAAAAUCUAUUUCGAAAAUUUGUUAUGACGAAUCUUUUUGCAUUUUGGCCAUCUGUAACUAAUACUUUCAUCAAUCUUAUUGUGGCUUAUUAAUUCAGCGUUUUAUCUGGAUGAGUUUCAUAUGAACAGCCAUGUGCCGGUACUCUCCUGUACAGGGUUAAAGGAAUUUGAGAAGGUUUGGGAAGGUUAUGCCUAUCUCUGUAUAUCAUACAAUCAGUGAAAAUGGUUAAACAUCUUACUUUGUUCUAAAUUAAUUAUAAUUUUGAGAGGAUGAAAUACAUUUUGAACAUGUGGAAGCAUUACUUUAUUAUCUUUACUGUCCCAGCUUCUUAAUAUUCAGAAUUAAUAUAAAAGCCCAGUUUUCCAACCUGUUUGAAACCCGCAGAAAUCAUACUGUAAAUAUAAUUUAUACUGUAUUUGUAUGUAGAAAUGUAGAGAUUUUAAGUUGACACAGUGGCUACAAAUUGCAGUAUACAGUGAUAAUGUAGUGAAACAUGUUUUGUUAAUUUUAUCAAAUAAAUGUGUCAAUGAAACUCCA
Acanthaster planci (crown-of-thorns starfish) is the source of this 5136-nucleotide messenger RNA. Its product is annotated as stomatin-4-like. The record is from RefSeq and is a predicted model, not a curated record. Lineage: Eukaryota; Metazoa; Echinodermata; Asteroidea; Valvatida; Acanthasteridae. Gene Ontology annotation, cellular component: plasma membrane.